This is a messenger RNA of Gambusia affinis (western mosquitofish), 1276 nucleotides long. RefSeq names its product DIM1 dimethyladenosine transferase 1-like (S. cerevisiae) (gene dimt1l). Gene Ontology annotation, biological process: rRNA methylation. The coding region runs from base 197 to 1117 and encodes 306 amino acids. NCBI's taxonomy places the organism in Eukaryota, Metazoa, Chordata, Actinopteri, Cyprinodontiformes, Poeciliidae. The record is from RefSeq and is a predicted model, not a curated record. Gene Ontology annotation, cellular component: mitochondrial matrix. Gene Ontology annotation, molecular function: rRNA (adenine-N6,N6-)-dimethyltransferase activity. The transcript is spliced from 12 exons.
ACACUAGCUCCGACUAGAGGGCAGCAAGGAGCUCCGGGGCUUUUAGCUAAUCUGUCAUAGAAGAAGAAGAAGAAGAAGAAAGGAAGACACGUGUGACCUGAGUGUUGUUUAAAUUCACUCAGUAUUUAGAAAUUUGGAUUAAAAAAGGCACACAGGAAACAUUUUUAAAGCUCUUUGAAUAGAAUUAAAGAAGGAAAUGCCAAAGGUUAAAGCGGAGAAGAAGAGCAGGCAGCACCAAGAUGUUAAAAGCCAAGGGAUCAUGUUCAACACUGGCAUUGGUCAGCACAUCUUGAAGAAUCCGUUGAUCGUCAAUGCGAUAAUUGAGAAGGCUGCUCUCAGGCCAACAGAUGUGGUUCUGGAGGUUGGACCCGGUACAGGUAACAUGACGGUGAAACUGCUGGAAAAAGCAAAGAAGGUGGUGGCCUGUGAGUUGGACUGCAGACUGGUGGCUGAACUCCAGAAAAGAGUGCAGUGCACGCCUUUGCAGAACAAACUUCAGAUAUUAGUCGGCGACGUCUUAAAAACAGAUCUCCCUUUCUUCGAUGUUUGUGUCGCUAACUUGCCUUAUCAGAUUUCUUCACCAUUCGUCUUCAAGCUGCUGCUUCACCGACCGUUCUUCAGAUGUGCUGUUCUGAUGUUCCAGAGAGAGUUUGCGAUGCGGCUGGUUGCCCAACCUGGAGACAAGCUGUACUGCAGGCUGUCCAUCAACACACAGCUGCUGGCGCGUGUGGAUCACCUCAUGAAGGUGGGGAAAAAUAACUUCCGUCCUCCGCCGAAAGUUGAGUCGAGUGUCGUCAGGAUUGAGCCAAAAAAUCCUCCUCCUCCUGUUAAUUUCCAGGAGUGGGACGGUCUGGUGAGAAUCGCCUUCGUACGAAAGAACAAAACCCUCAGUGCAGCUUUUAAGUCUACCGCAGUGGAACAGCUGCUAGAGAAGAACUACAGAAUCCACUGCUCAUUACACAACAUGGAAGUCCCAGAUGACUUCAGCAUCAGCAAGAAGAUCGAGAGCGUUCUGCAGGAGGCGGAUUUCAACGAGAAGAGGGCCAGGUCCAUGGAUAUCGAUGACUUCAUGGUGCUGCUGCACGCAUUCAACUCUGCAGGAAUCCACUUUUCAUGAAGAGCUGAGAGAACUAUAAAUGGAGAUGGAAAUAGUCUUGACUGAUCCAACCUCUUGGCAGAUGAGGAAUGAAUUUGCCAUAGAAUUGCGAAUGUUUGGAUAAAAACAUAAUGUAGUCAAACAGCUCAUAUUGAGCACCAUUAAAAUUGUGUAUAAGGA